Molecule: messenger RNA, 3894 nt
Organism: Cervus elaphus (red deer)
Lineage: Eukaryota; Metazoa; Chordata; Mammalia; Artiodactyla; Cervidae
Gene: CSRNP1
Product: cysteine and serine rich nuclear protein 1
Exons: 5
Coding region: 927-2744 (605 amino acids)
Biological process (GO): regulation of transcription by RNA polymerase II
Cellular component (GO): nucleus
Molecular function (GO): sequence-specific DNA binding; DNA-binding transcription factor activity, RNA polymerase II-specific
Source: RefSeq, a predicted model, not a curated record
GGUUGUAAGACAAAUUGAAAACCCAGAGAAGUUAAGGAACUUGCCCAACAUCACCCAGCCAACUGAUAGCCACGCCAGGGUUCAGGUGUGAGCAGUGUGGUUCUGGAGCCAAGGUUCUCUUCACACUGCUGGGCAGCCUCUGUGAUCCCUGCCAUGUCGGUGCCUGGCCUUGUGUGGAUCGAAUGAGCUCAUGUGUACUUCCAGGACUGGGUGACUGGAUGUGGAUGGAGGGCGGCAGGAAGGAGCUGGGGAUGACUGCAGGUUUCUGGCUUGAGUAACUGGGUGGGUGGCAGUGCUGUUACUAAGAUAGGGAACACAGGAAGAGGAACAGAUGGCAUGGGGAGGUGGGGAACAGAGACAAGGGGUUCGAUAUGGGGCCUGCAGAAUUUUAUGUUUCUAAGGGAUGGCCAGGCAGAGACCAAGUGAGCAUUUGGUUUGAGGGAGUCUUCGGCUUAGGUGUGUGACUAGGAAGGCAUUCAGCACCCUAUAGGCAGCAUCUGGAGUUGGGGAAGAGAUGGGAUCUCACAGUGGGAUUGUGGUAAGGACAAGAUCCUUGGGCAUGGUUUGUCGUGUGUGUUUCUGUGUCUGGGUGCCUCUGGGCUCUGCGCGUGCACGAGCGUGUGUGUGUGUGUGUGUGUGUGUGUGUGCGUGUGUGUGUGUGUGCGUGCGUGCAUGCAUCUACCUCUGGGCCAUGAGUUCCCCCAUCUCCUGGGAGACUCUUGAGGUCAGCUGAGAGCUGGGUUGUUUUUGUUUGUGGUUUGACCCUGGGAGAGGUGGGGGGUGCCAAGCCUGAGAAACUAUCUGCUGAGAAGCCCCCGGAAACACCUGUGCGUCCUCUUCCCCUGGGCUCAGCAUUGUUGGAGGGUUGGCAAGUCUCGGAGCUUCUCUUGCUGCUCUGGUGCCCGUGGGGAGAAGCUGUCCCUGGGAUGAAUUUUACCCAGCAGGCUGUGCCCGGGCCCCAGAGCACCCUCGCCACCAUGACCGGGCUGCUGAAGCGGAAGUUUGACCAGCUGGAUGAGGACUCGUCCUCCCUCUGCUCGUCCUCCUCCUUGUCCUCCUCGGGCCAGCGCUCUCCCUCCUGCUCCCCCAGCUCCUCGGGCUCCCCGGCCUGGGACUCGGAUGAGGAGAGCCCCUGGGAUCAGCUGCCCUUGCCUGACCGUGACUUCUGUGGCCCCCGAAGUUUCACUCCCCUGUCCAUUCUGAAGCGGGCUCCCCGGAAGCGCCGAGGCCGAGUGGCCUUCGAUGGCAUCACCGUCUUCUACUUCCCGCGGUGCCAGGGCUUCACCAGCGUGCCCAGCCGUGGCGGCUGCACCCUGGGUAUGGCCUCCCGCCACAGUGCCUGCCGCCGCUUCUCCCUGGCCGAGUUUACCCAGGAGCAAGCCCGGGCACGGCAAGAGAAGCUGCGCCUACGCUUGAAGGAGGAGAAGCUGGAGGCGCUGAGAUGGAAGCUUUCGGAGACUGGGGUGCCCAAGACGGAGGCCGGCCUGCCGCUUACCGUGGAUGCUAUCGAUGAUGCCUCUGUGGAGGAGGACUUGGCAGUGGCCAUGGCAGGCGGCCGGUUGGAGGAAAUGACCUUCCUCCAGCCCUUCCCAGCCCGGAAGCGACGGGCUCUGCUGCGGGCCUCAGGUGUGCGGAGGAUCGAUCGCGAGGAGAAGCGAGAGCUGCAGGCCCUGCGCCAGUCCCGGGAGGACUGCGGCUGUCACUGUGACAGGGUCUGUGAUCCUGAGACCUGCAGCUGCAGCCUGGCAGGCAUCAAGUGCCAGAUGGAUCACACGGCGUUCCCCUGUGGUUGCUGCAGGGAGGGUUGUGAGAAUCCGAAGGGCCGUGUGGAAUUUAAUCAGGCUCGAGUUCAGACCCAUUUCAUUCACACGCUCACCCGCCUGCAGCUGGAGCAGGGGGCCGAGAGCCUUGGGGAGCUGGAGGCCCCCGCCCAGGGUGGCGCUCCCAGCCCCGGCGAGCAGGUCCUGGCCUCUGCGUUCCCCCUAGCCAAGCCCCCCGUGAGCAGCGAACUGGGAGACAACAGCUGCAGCAGCGACAUGACUGAUUCGUCCACAGCCUCAGGCACCAGCGAGGCCCCGGAUGGCCCUGCCCACCUGACCCUGCCCAGCCCUGGCUUCCAGCCUGGCAUGGAUGAUGAUGGCCUGGCUCGUAUCCUGAGCUUCAGUGACUCUGAACUAGGUGGACAGGAGGAAGAGAAGGAGGAUGGGGGUGUGGGCGGCCUGGACAAUCUCAGCUGCUUCCACCCAGCUGACAUCUUUGGUACUGGUGACCUCACUGGCCUGGCCAGCUGGACCCACAGCUAUUCCAGUUCCAGCCUCACGUCAGGCAUCCUGGAUGAAAACGCCAACCUGGAUGCCAGCUGCUUCCUCAAUAGCGGCCUUGAAGGCUUGGGUGAGGGCAGCCUCCCUGGCCCCUUGGUGCCAGCCAGCACAGACGCCGGCCAGAGCAGCUCAGCGGACCUCAGCUUGUCCUCCUGCGACUCCUUUGAGCUGCUCCAGGCCCUGCCAGACUACAGUCUGGGGCCCCACUACACCUCCCGGAAGGUGUCUGACAGCCUGGACCACCUCGAGGCGCCCCACUUCACCUUGCCUGCCUUCUCUCCCCCUGCGGACGCCAGCGCUUGCUUCCUGGAGUCCAUCAUGGGCUUGACUGAGCCCGCUGCCGAGGCCCUGGCUCCCUUUGUGGAUGGCCAGUUGUUUGAGGACACCACCCCGGCAUCGCUGGUGGAGCCUGUGCCUGUGUGAGGGUCAGGGUGCCUUUUCCCGGCCCCAAGAACCCUGUUGCUGCUUUGUUGUAAUUUGGGGGCUCCCCAAGGUCUGUCUAUAUGUAAUGGUGGGCACUCCUACUAAUUUUCAUUCGACACUCUGGAUUGAUUUAUUUAUUUUUGUAACUUUCUAUGCUGAAGGGGGGGUGGGGGGCACUUCCCUUUUCAGUUGCCCGGUCCCCCUAUGCCCACACCUUCUCUUCCACAUCCGUGGCGCAUGCCAGGAGUGGGAAGACAUGUGGCUUCCCUGGAGCUUUGCAGACUUUUUCCACCUUGUUUGAUGUUCCUAAGCCCACACGAGGCUGAAAUCAGCCACCUCUUAGGGUUUCUUCUGCCACCCUGAGACUCAUGGGUGACUGGAUCCUCUGGACUGUGAAGACUGUAAUUUAUUUCCCAUAAUUUAUUUGGAGACUAGGUGGCUGGCGAGCAGUGCUGGGGUCGGGGGUGGGGCACAGGCCCCUCCCCGCCUCAUCCCCCAAGUCCGUCUGCCUGAUAGUCCUGCAGCCUUGCCUUUGCUGGGGCUCUGGUGUAGACCAGGUGUGGGUUUGAGCCCUCUGUCUAACGUGGCAGCGGCCCUGCUCUGGAUGGCUGAGCAAGUAGGGGCAGGGGCCGGGGCUGGGCUGGGCUGACCAACCGUGACCAAAACCCUCUUCUGCUCCACACAUCCCCCUCUCCUUCCUGUCCUCUGCCCCAUCUCUCCCCCUCCUCCCCGCCAAAGGCCGCAGCUUUUAUUCCAAGGCCGUAAAUGUAGGAGGGGGAAGCAGGAGGCCCAGAGAGGGUAAGGGGCUGCCACAGGGCCCACAGUAGGCCCUGGACCACUCAGGGCUUUCUGGGCACUGCACUCCAGCCUGGUCCACCUGCCUGCACCCAAAGGCCAGUUGGCCAGGGGCGAGGGGGGCUCGUUAUGGCUUUCAGGCCCUUUGUUUGCUGAUGUUGGAUUUUGCAUCAUAAUUUCUGUAUUGUCCCCAAGUAUUAAACUAUAAUUUAUUCAUUUUUCUCUGUGUCUGUGCCAAGAAACCCAGGCUCUGGGCCUGCCCUCCUGCCUAGGAGGCCCUGCCAGCCUGCGAGCUUGUGGGAACACCUUGUACCUAAGCUUAUAGGUACCAAUAAAGAGGCUCUAUUUUUAACAG